AUGGAGACGGAUACCCACGCGUACAACGUUGAUUUGAAUGGUGUCUUGACGGUGUUAUCCCUGCCGUAUUUCAGGAGAUUUAAUUCGUACAGACUGGAGAAGGCACGGAAGAGGAGGGCUGCCAUCAUUAUACAGAAAUGGUACCGCGGAUGGAAGGUUCGGAAGAAAAUGAAGGAUCUUAAAAAGAAGGUGGCACUUCCUCGUAGUCGACCAACUAGCGCUUUGAGUCGCUCCUUCACUGUACCAGCUGGCUUGGAAUUGGUCCCAGCAGAGACAACGGACAAGCUGGAUGAAAGGCGAGAAAAACGAGUAACUCGUAGUCGGCCAUGGAGCGAAAUAGCACCAAUAGCCCCAAGGAACAGAAAUGCAAAGAUAGAUAUAUUCUACGAGUCUUGCCUCCCAAAGGGGAGAUGGAUCAACCUAAACCCAAAGCAGUAUGUUUACAAUCACAAACAUGGACAGGUAUUUGAAGUAAGGACUGUAACGACGCGCGGACAGGGUCGGCCGAAGACUGCUACGGUACCAGCGCCCAAUACUUGGCUCUGGGAAAAUGAGUUCCGUAUUUGGCUGAUGGAGAAAGUGCGGGAACGAGAGGAGGGGGAGGAAAGCACAGGGCUGAAACUAUCACGCUCCACGAAAGACCUGAAUGGGUUAAUGAAAGAUAUUUCCAAAAAGGGGCCACACCAGGACCUUUUCGAGAGAUUUAAUUCGUACAGACUGGAGAAGGCACGGAAGAGGAGGGCUGCCAUCAUUAUACAGAAAUGGUACCGCGGAUGGAAGGUUCGGAAGAAAAUGAAGGAUCUUAAAAAGAAGGCCCUUCAUCAGUUCCACUCCUCCUGGCACACCUUCGUUAAGGACUACAAGUCUCUGUUAACGCGGAUACAGAAGCGUUUUGGGGAAGAGAAAAUUCAGACGCCUUUCAGCUCUCAGAGAAUGGAGGAAUUUAUGGAGAAAAAGAAGCGUUAUGAAGACAUCUUCUACAAGGUUGCUGACGGUUCUAAGCUGCCGCGUGAGAAGCUGAUGGAUUUCUUUAAAGCGUGCCAUCUUUUCCCGACAGAAAACGAUAUAAAGAAGGCCUUCAAUGCAGUUUUUAGAGGUUGCGGUACUCAAGCAGAAAUCGUUAUAAUGCUGGACUGUUCAGCUAGCGUAGGAGAGAUCAACUUCAAGGCCCAGAUGUCAUUUGUGCGGGAGUUCGUCUCGCGUCUCGAGAUAGGAGAGGACAGGAUCCGGGUAGGGGUGAUCCCGUUCAGCGACGAGCCUUACCAAGUGAUCCAGUUUGACGGCUAUGAGACGAAAGAGGAACUGGUGGCGGAUAUUGAGAGGAUAAGAUACAAGCGUGGUUUGACAAGAACGGAUCGUGCAAUUAUUUCUAUGAGAAAUAUGUGGGCGAGGUCACGCCCCAAUGUGCCGAAAAUCGGCCUCAUCGUCACAGACGGCCAGUCGUACUACACACAUCUGACACAGAAAGAGGCACAGAAAGCAAAGAUUGAAGAAACUAUCAUCUUUGCCAUAGGUGUAGGCCAUCGUGCUGACAAAAGGGAGCUAGAAGCCAUAGCCUCCAGUCCUGAGCUCAUCUACCACGUUUUUGACUAUUUUGCGUUGGGGAGGAUCAUCAGCGAGAUCAUCAUGAAGACAUGUCUAGAUUCGUGCACACUCUGUCACUUUGCGGUAGCGGACGAGUGCCGGCCACGCCACAGAGGUCUGUAUAAAUCUGAGGCCAUGGAGAUACUGUGGAUGAUCUUCAUACCACCAGAGACUGGACUGCCUAAGCUACGGAAAACAGCCACCAUGAACCCCGUCAUAGGGGACGAAGAGGCCGUGAAAUUGCUCACUAACACAGAAGUAGAUAACAUAGACUUUCGGAACGCGCUGAAAUCUGUAGUAAAGAACAAAAUCCAGCGCGAGGGAGCAGUGUCUCUCCCGUUGCUUGGGAACAACAGCAGCACCAUCAAACGGGAGUACACAAAACUAGACGACGCUGUUCAGCACAUCGGUGAACUACUGAAAGAUAAACAAGAAGACAAAGUCAUCGACCUUGUAUUCGGAAAAGACACAGAAACCACGGAGAAAAUGACGUCACAGAUCAGAAAAAGUAAUGGAAUAGUUGAAGAUGUGGAGAAACUACGCAAAUCUCUCGAGGAAUCGCCCACCAUUUCAUCAGAUCUAAAACCUGAAGACGAUGAAACUAAAAACGAGGCUGCACGUGCUACGGAUGAUUCCGACUCGGGGACGGAACUGCUCGAAGUGUACAAACGCGCUUUGAAUGAAUCGGGGGAUCCGAUAGGAACGCGUUCAGCGGAACCACGUGAAACGGAUGCUCACUAUGUUCUUGUCACGGAGCCGACCAGCCGCGCCAAAAGUGCUCUAAGGCGCGCCCCUGUGACAAGAGAACCGCCUGUCCGACCAGACAGCCCUAAGGAUACUAAACCUAAGCCAUCGGAGGAACCGAAAAAAGAUGACGUGAAAGCCGAGCAAACUCUGAGCUACAGACGGAGUCUCCUAGCCUCAGUACCAGACGAUGAUGAUAAGCCGAGACCACGUGACCCCAUUGAUAAGAACAAGUCACGUGGUCGCACGAAAAUUGACUACAGUUAUGAUUACACGCUGUUUAAGUUGAAAGAGGCACAGAAAAGGGAAAAGGAUAAACCAGGAAAGAAGGCAGACGACAUUGAAAUCCCAAUAGAAGAUUACUAA
Molecule: messenger RNA, 2694 nt
Organism: Lingula anatina
Lineage: Eukaryota; Metazoa; Brachiopoda; Lingulata; Lingulida; Lingulidae
Molecular function (GO): protein binding
Source: RefSeq, a predicted model, not a curated record